CAACAUGCAAGAUGGCCACGCAUCACAGGCAAAAUGCUGCUGGGCGGAGAAAAGUGCAGGUGUCUUAUGUUAUUAGAGAUGAGGUGGAGAAGUACAAUAGAAAUGGGGUGAAUGCACUUCAGUUGGACCCAGCUCUAAAUCGACUAUUCACAGCUGGACGAGACUCCAUCAUCCGGAUAUGGAGCGUUUAUCAGCACAAACAAGAUCCAUACAUAGCUUCAAUGGAGCAUCAUACAGACUGGGUCAAUGAUAUAGUAUUGUGUUGCAAUGGAAAAACAUGUAAGUUGGAAAAAAAAUGUACUACUGUUAAAGUAUGGAACGCACACAAAGGUUUUUGUAUGUCGACGUUAAGAACACACAAGGACUACGUGAAAGCCUGGCAUACGCUAAAAGACAAAGACGCUGUGGUCGCAGGCCUGGACCGGCAGAUCUUCCUCUGGGACGUGAAUACCCUAACAGCACUUACUGCUUCCAAUAAUCUGUUGACAGCUUCCUCACUCAGUGGAAACAAAGACUCCAUCUAUAGUCUGGCAAUGAACCAGAUGGGCACAGUUAUAGUAUGAUCCACAGAAAAGGUACUCAGAGUCUGGGACCCACGAACAUGUGCAAAACUGAUGAAGCUAAAGGGUCACACAGACAAUGUUAAAUCCUUACUACUAAACCGUGAUGGCACUCAGUGUUUGUCAGGUAGCUCUGACGGGACUAUCCGACUGUGGUCCCUUGGUCAGCAAAGGUGUAUUGCCACGUACCGGGUCCAUGAUGAAGGUGUCUGGGCUCUGCAAGUGAAUGAAGCAUUCACACAUGUGUAUUCAGGUGGCAGGGAAAAGAUUUACUGCACUGAUCUACGUAACCCGGACAUCAGAGUGUUAAUCUGUGAAGAAAAAGCUCCCGUACUGAAAAUGGAACUGGACAGAUCCGCUGACCCACCGCCAGCAAUCUGGGUCUCCACCACCAAGUCAUCCGUUAAUAAAUGGUCUUUAAAGGGAAUGCACAACUUCAGAUCAUCAGGAGAGUAUGACAAUGACUGCAGUACACCCCUGACACCUCUAUGUACACAGCCUGAACAAGUCAUUAAGGGAGGUGCCAGUAUUAUCCAGUGCCACAUUUUGAAUGACAAAAGACACAUACUCACCAAAGAUACCAACAACAAUGUUGCAUUCUGGGAUGUCCUAAAGGCGUGCAAAGGUGAAGAUUUAGGCAAAGUAGAAUUUGAUGAGGAGAUUAAAAAACGCUUCAAGAUGGUCUAUGUGCCAAACUGGUUCUCUGUUGAUUUGAAGACUGGGAUGCUCACUAUCACACUGGAUGAAAGUGACUGCUUUGCUGCCUGGGUAUCAGCAAAAGAUGCUGGUUUUUCAAGCUCUGAUGGAUCAGACCCAAAGUUGAAUCUGGGAGGAUUAUUACUUCAGGCCCUGCUGGAGUUCUGGCCCAGGACUCGUAUAAACCCAAUGGAUGAAGAGGAGAAUGAAGUUAACCACGUGAAUGGUGAGCAGGAGAACAGGAUCCAGAAAGGAAAUGGAUACUUCCAGGUGCCACCACACACACCAGUUAUCUUUGGAGAGGCCGGAGGCAGGACUCUAUUUAGAUUGCUAUGUAGAGAUUCGGGAGGAGAGACUGAAUCAAUGCUGCUUAAUGAGACAGUUCCUCAGUGGGUUAUUGACAUAACUGUAGAUAAAAAUAUGCCCAAAUUCAACAAAAUUCCAUUCUACCUCCAACCCCAUUCAUCUUCCGGUGCAAAAACUCUAAAAAAGGACCGGCUCUCUGCCAGUGACAUGCUUCAGGUGCGGAAGGUGAUGGAGCACGUCUAUGAGAAAAUUAUCAAUCUGGACAAUGAGUCUCAGACCACCAGCUCCUCGACCAACGAUAAGCCCGGGGAGCAGGAGAAAGAGGAGGACAUGGCUAUGCUUGCAGAGGAGAAAAUUGAGCUGAUGUGUCAAGACCAGGUUCUGGAUCCCAACAUGGACCUGCGAACAGUAAAACAUUUUAUCUGGAAGAGUGGAGGGGACUUGACUCUACACUAUAGGCAGAAGUCCACGUGAAAAAACAUCAUUUUUAACAAAACUCUUGUCAUUUGCCAAUCACCACCUACCACUGACAUGUAUGCCCCAACCCCAUUGUGUGGUCUGAAGUCGCAGUAACUGAGAAUCCAGUCAGAUUUGUGCGUACAGGACGUGGCUAUGGUGUAACAUAGGGAACUACAAGAUGGGACUGAAGCAGCUAAGACACACCUGGGAGAGAACCGGCCCGUUUUUCUUUUUUCAUUUAAUUUUUUUUUUUUUUUUUUUUUAUAAACAUACACCUCUGACUGCUUGUGUUCCUCCUCAUUGGUAUUUAAUUUGAGGUUAGCGUUCGUGUUGUCUGAGAGUAUUUAUAUGCACAUGGAUGUAGUAGACUGUUCUAGUACAUUCCAGAAACUGUCCUUGUUCGAAACACUCCACGUUUCACCAAUUCAGGAGUAUGUUUGGGCUCCUGGUAGUGUCACAGUUCUUCAGAGCUAUUGUCCUGUUUUUGGCCAUCAUAACUUGAACUUAACCUUGGCUUAGACAUGUAAUUAUUGCAGAGCUUGAACCUCAUCGCUAGAUGCACAUGUCUCUGUCUUUGUUUUUAGCUGUGCCGUUUCAAUGGACUGAAUGUUUUCUUUUUGUAAAUAUAUGUAUAACAAUUUUGA
Messenger RNA from Periophthalmus magnuspinnatus, 2665 nucleotides. Its product is annotated as WD repeat-containing protein 48-like. Gene Ontology annotation, biological process: double-strand break repair via homologous recombination; protein deubiquitination. Lineage: Eukaryota; Metazoa; Chordata; Actinopteri; Gobiiformes; Gobiidae. The record is from RefSeq and is a predicted model, not a curated record. Gene Ontology annotation, molecular function: ubiquitin binding.